UUGAAAACAAACCGAGUCUGUGGAAACACAGACGUGAGGAGAAGUGAACAGAAGUGCCUUUUACACGGAACAUGACUCCAGAUAGCGAGAAACAUUAAACUGCUCGACUUACAGAUUGCGUAAACCAGAACCAUGGAGUUAUCAUCACUUAUUAAGAAACUCGGGCACCCCUUGGUGGAGAUCAGAGUCCGAGCUCUCAGAAACAUCAGGUCAAAGCUGCAACACGGAUUGCUCUCUCCUCCGGACCUCGUCCAAGAGAGGACGCUCUGCAUGAACCUGCUGGAGUGGUUUAACUUCCCUGAGGUGCCCAUGCAGGACGAAGCCUUGGGGCUGAUCAGCGAGCUCUCCCUGCACCCAAGUGGAAGUGUCAUGCUCAAGGAUGUGGGGGCGGUGGAGUUCCUGAACCAGCUCUCCCCCAGCGUGGGACCUCAGUUCAGGCCUGUUAUAGACGGGAUCCUCGACCAGCUGUUCCACCUUGCCACCUGUCCUCCCACUACCACCCAGGACCAGCCUAUGACCUCAUCUGCUCAGCGGGCUGUGUUCCCGGGUGCAGUGGAGGACACAGAAGUCCGUGGAUACUUCCAGCCAUCCGGAGCCAGUCAGGUUAAUGCAGCCUUUCCCAGGGGCUCAGGGAAUAACUCCAUUGGAUGCCUGAAGUUCUCUGUUUUUCCAUGGCUGUCUUUGACUACAACAGACAGGCACAUAUUGUCAUCAAAUGAAAGCUCUUUAAGAAGCGACAGGCCUGAUUUAGUGCACGCUACUUGUGAACUUCUGCGAGACGUGAUCAUGCAGGACUUUCCGUCGGAAAUAUUCCUCCAGCGGCCGAGCAUAGUGCAGAGUCUUCUGCAGCUGGUCGGCGUGAGUGAGACUGCCUCCACGCGGCUCCAUGCGCUGGGCUGCUUGCAGCAGCUCUGUAGGAGCCUGAGGUGCCGUAUGCGUUUCCACCGAGAUCCCAGCUUCUGCUCAGCCAAGCACGACCCUGUCUCUCAGAACUCCUCCAUCUCCUACAGUCAGGAGGUCAGAGGCACACAGAGGUCAGAGGUCUCCACUCCGGUGGAUUGCUCCCCGCGUCCGUCUGUGGUUGGCCGGCGUGGCCAGAGACUCCGGGGGGACGGUCAGGACGGAGACGCUGCCUCCACCAGCAGUGCUUCUCAGAGAGGGGGCACCCCUGAGCAAGGCCCGCGGCCCAGCUUGGAGCUCCCCCUGGAGGUGGAGCACGAGGACGCCCCUGAGCUCCAGCUCCAGCAGUGGAACUUGGCCAGAUUUGGCGUGGAGACUCUGGAACACACGCUGCCUCUGCUCAGGACAGGGGAGGCGGGGCUUUUGCGGCAGGCCCUGGCCGUUCUGGGUGAUGUUGUGGAGCUGCUGGCUGACUGCGUGGCCCCGGAGCUGUGGGACGAGCAGAGCUUCACGGCACACGAGCUGAGACAGCAUCUUCAGACGUGCAUGGGGACCCUGGGAGACGUGCUGUGCCAGCACAGCAGCGCAGUGUCGUCAGACCAACCUGAGUCAUCUGUGAUUCACCACCGUGUGGCAUACACGACCACAGCUGUGCUCACUGUUCACUUCCUGCAAGCGCUCUUACCUUUGGAGAGGGCGGGUGAGAACCUUCCGGAGAGCGUGGUAGCCGCUGUUUCCCGCCUCUGCCUGGAUAUUCCCUUCAGUCUGGCCUUCCCAAACAGUCAUGAGGCAGCGCUGGCCUACGUGGAGCAGGCCAGCUCCGACGGCUACGCCCUGUACCGCAGGGCGAGCCGCGCCGCACACGCCAUGGAGGCAACCUGCUGCUUCCUGAAGGAGAUCCAGGCUGAGGGAGAGAAGAAUUGGCUGGACCUGUUGGAGCUCUCAGCCCAGGCAGUUGAUGGUCUCCCAUACCACCAACACCUGCCCCUCGUCAGAGAAUGUGUUCGGAUGUGCUCAUACCUGUGGAGGUCUGCCCAGGCCAGUGCUCUGCUGCAGAUGGAAAGUCAGAAGGUCCUCCUCAGGCUCCUGUCUCACCCGCUGUGCCCGGUGAAGCAGGAGGCAUACGCCUGCACCCUGGACCUGGUGAAGGAAUGUUUGGGGGUUCAUAAUGUGGCCAGACCGGCCUCCUCCGUCUGCAGUGGUGUACACUUCCUGUUCCACUCGCGCGUCCUCUAUGAAAUCACUGGCUUUGGUCUUCAGGAUCCGGUGAGCGGGGUGAGCUCAUCUGCCAGGGAUGUUGUGCUCUAUCUGCUGAAGGGACGAUUGAUGAUGACACCUUCCAGCUGGGAGAAAUUUACUGAGGCACUUUACCCUGUUAUCCCUGUACUGCAGAGCUACGCAGGUGUGGAGGACACUCUGGGAAGUUGUGUGUUGUUACUGAGCGAGCUGAGACCUGAGCUGGAAGAGAACUCCCGUAAUUACACUGCUCAGCUACGUGCUGUGCUACGACUGCUGUUCACCAAACACCACACGGUGAGAAGCAGAGCAGUUGAACAGUUGCUGCCCCUCCUGACCAGUGCGACGGGUCCUGGACCCUCCAAGCCGACCCUGGAUGGCCCUGCCCUCUCCUCACUAGCGUCUCUCUAUGUUACCAGCAAACCAGUGGACAUCAGACUAGAUGAUUCCAACAGGUCCUAUCUUAAGGUGGAGUCUGUGAUCAGGCUGUACAGAGUGCUGGCCUCGGACACCGUGGACCUGGUUCUGCGGAGAUCGGCCGCCGAUCAGCUGAUCGUUGUUCUGCAGGAUACUGUGAUGCACGCCGCUGUGAAGGCUCAAGGCUUACCUGACAAGCUCAUAUCUCUGAUCACGGAGUGUGUGAAUGGCGUGGCAGUGAACACUGUCUGUCUGUUGGAGCCCAGUGUUGCUAUUCUGAGGAGGCUGGUGUACACAGACACGUCUCUGCGCCACAACCUGGGCCUGGAUCCCACCUGGCUCCGCACACUGCUGAGAGCCUCCGUGCGGAUCCAGGAGACAGCAGGUGACGUGACUGAGGCUGCAGUGUUGAUGUGUCUCCUGCUGUUUGACGAGGUUGCCCGUGUAGAUGUGUGGACGGACAAAGCGGAGCCGGACACAGGCCUCUGCCCCUUCUCCCUCCCGGUCUGCGUUAUCAGGAGGUACAGUCUCCCCAUGCUGGUGUCUUCCCACCACGCCGUGAGCCCCUUCUGCACUGUCCUGCCCCCACACACCGCCUUGCUGGCAGCACCAGCUCCCCGAGAAGCCCUGCAGGUCGCCUGGAACAGAGCCUGGCACGCUGGCACCGCUGCCCUGCUGGAGCAGCUCAGGACCACCAGAGGGGGCACACCUGAGUUUCAUGGUGACCUGGUGCUGUCUGAGUCUCAGGCUGUGGUGCUGUGUGCGAGUGACAUUCACACCACGUUCCAGGACUGUCUGGAGGCCGUGCGUUCUGCCGGCUCCCACAGUCAGGUGACCUCGGCUCUGACCAGAAUGCACCUCUGCCUGCUCACUGACCGUCUGGCCCUCAGAGACUCCACUCAGUGCAGUAAGACGGCACUGCAGAGCCUCCCGUGGCACGCUGCUGUAGAGAGAUUUAUCCGGGUGCGGCCGGCUUGCUUGCAGGACGAGGAGCUGCUGGUAGAUGUUCUGUCAUUCCUCAACACCUUCUUCCAGCAAAACCCAUCUCCCUCUGAUGACGAGGACCUGCGAUGGCUCCUGGAACUGCUCCUUAAGCAGGACACACCUGUCCUUCUGGAUCUGUUGCUGGCUGUGGAGCCCCAGGUGAAGGCUGAGGACCUUCAAGGCUUUGGUCAGCAGCUCCAGAGAGAGCUGACAAACCUCUUUAACACACUGCUGCUCCGACUCACCUAUACCUCAGACAGGUCGUGUGUGCUGCUGCGUGGUGUGUUGGCGUCGGAGCUGUCCGUGCGGUUGCUGCAGUGUCUGCGGUUGUCAGACGCGCCGUGUUUCUACGGCCUUCCCUCUCUGGAACACACCCUGCACAGCAUGACACACACCACCGCCGUGCCCGGCUGGAGCACAAACGUCCCCGGCACUGAGCCGCACACAUUGUGCAGGAAGUACCUGAGUGGGCUGCUGGAAGUGAUUUCCUCCUUCUGUGUGGAAUGGGGAGGGAAUUGCAUGUCCUUCAUGGGAAAAGGAGUGACAAAGAACGCUGUGGUGUGUCUUCUUCACCUCACACACGAGGUGAUGGCUGAAUGCAAAGAUCAGGACUGGCUGCCUCUCUGGUCCCUGGGGCAGGAUCAGGGUUCUGACGGAUCGUCUGCGGCCCAGCUGGGUCUGGCCUGGCUGAUUCCUCUGUGGGUCGACCGAGACCCAGAGGUGCGCUGUGCCAGCCUGGCACUGGGCGCGGCCCUUUCCUCAGUAGCAGGCGGCUGUGUGGCGCUGACGGCCAGCUGCCAGAACAUCUCAGGGGGUGUGUGGGCCACACUGCUCAACAUCCUACUGGACACUCAGGAGUGUAGCAUGGUGCGCAGAGAGGUUGCAUUUGUUUUACAGAAUCUGCUUGUGAUGCCAAUGCCCUGUAAUGCGGUGGAGGCCAGGGAGAGUUUCUGGCAGAGUCCGUGUGUGCAUGACGAAACGUCGGGCUUGUCCCUGGUGGGCCUGCCUGCCUUGCAGGCACUUUUGUGCCACUGCCAUUUUUUUGAGCACGUGGAUCAGAUGGUGAGGAGCUGCUACAGGGGUCAGCACGCCUUCUCGCUCUGCCCCCCUCUGGCAUAUGCCCCGCCUCACAUCGCCCGUCCUGAUGUGAACGAUGCUCUGAAACUGUGGAGAGGUGCAGUUCCUCUAACCUCCACCAGAGGUGUAGUUCCCGCACGUACUGCCGAUUCCAUGUCUACAUCCAGUACUCUGCUCUUUCCAAGCAGCGCCAGUGAGACCCAUUCCCCUGUCCCGUCGUCCUGCCCGGCUGCGCGGGACGUGCUGGUUGGCCGGCUCAAUGCCCAAGGACAGAGUGACAUGGAGAGCUCAGACUCCUCCCUGUCUCAGCAGGGUGUGGAGGGGCCCGCCUGCGUUGCUAUAGUAACUCCACAUCUGUUGUCUGGUGUUUGUGGCGUGCUCGCCAAUCUGGUGGCAGUGUUGCCAGAGUUCAGUCUGUCGGCCCUCACACAACACCACAUCCUGACGGGCAUGGUCAGCUUAGUGGAUGCUCUGGUGUUGGAGGACAGUGUGAGGAAGCUGAAGACACUCCCUCUACUUCCUGCUGAAACAGAGGACGCCAGGAGCCAGGUGCUGGGCUGUGUGUAUUACGUGGGAAGUGUGUGUAAACUUCUACGGUGUGCAGCUCUGCAGACACAGGAGGUCUUCUCCCAGGCAGACCUGCUACAAGCCCUGCUCCCUCGCCUGCUAUCAGUGCUCACAUUGGCCGUCACAGACUUGGACGUGUGCACCCGAGGUGCUGUGCUCUCCACCUGGACUGAUGUGUUGUCUCUGUUGGUGACGUUGCUGCGCAGACACUCCGCUGCUGCGGCUCCGGCUGUCUGCGCCUCUCUGGGGAAACACUGGCACCGCAUCUCAGACUCCGUCCGCGUGGGCAUGCGUGACGGUGACACGGCGCUCUGCAUGACCUCACUGCACUUCCUGUGUGUGCUGUUGUGUGAGGAGGUGAAGGGGAGGCGUAUGUAUGGUGAGGAGCAUGCCCCUCCGCUCACCACAGCUCUGAAUGCUCAGACGGGAGAGGAACUGUGUGACUUACUGCUGGAGAAAUUUGAGAAGACCCAGUUCCAGGAUCCUCUGAAGAAGGUCAUCAGCAGAGCCCUUGUGUCUCUUCUGGCCUGCAGCCACACUGCACAGACCUACGCCAGCAAAGCUGGCUUCCUUGAUGCAUGUGUGGAGAAGAUGAAGACCAUCCAUUCACAGCUUCAACUGGAGUCUCUGAAACCCUGCAAAGCCGCACAUAAGAAAAAGGAAGAGGCCAGCUUGAAGGAACUCAGGAUGGUCCUUGAGCUCCUGAGGAACUGUCUGUACAGACAUCAGAGAUGUAAAGAGGUGGCGACAGAGCUCCGGAUGGCUGCUGUGCUGCUGGCUCUCUGGCCCUGGCUUGUGCUGCACGACCAGGUCAUGACCCCAGCACUGGAGCUGCUGUGCGUCUACACGGCCAACUGCAGCACAGCGUGCAGGGCCGUGUGCGGUACCACCACUCACGCUGCUCUUCCCAGGCCAGUGGUUCUGAGUUCUCUGAUGCAGGGGGUCAUGAAGCUGGCAUCUCAGCGGCCGCCUGACAGCGGCUCUGUGCACAGUCUGGCCUUCUCCCUGCUGGCCAACCUGGCUGUCUCCAGAGACUCCAGAGGCCUGCUUCAGAAGAGCAACUUCCUGCAUCAUUUCCUGACUGUGCGUGUGCCACGGGUGAGCAGGAAGGCAGGCAGCCCUGCGUCCGUGACGGUGUCCCACUGGCUGCACCUGCUCCUCAGUGUGUCCUACAGCGAGGACGGCCAGCACAUGAUUGUGACGCAGCGUGGGUUCGUGGAGCUCCUGGCAGAUCUGGCCCGGGUCACGGCAGCAGAUCCCAGACCCACCGCCCUUCUGAUCCUGCACAACCUCUGCUUCUGUUCCGCCAGCAAACCCAGAGUGCUGGCCUGUGAUAAGGCUGUGGACAUGUUGUUGUCGUGUCUGGACAGUCGGUCAGCAGACGCCCGUGCUAUUGGAUCAUCUGCUCUGUGGGCUUUGCUCCACAACAAUCACAAGGCAACGGCAACACUGAAGUGUCCAUCUGUCCAGCUGAAGGUGACCGAGGCCUAUGCCCUGGCUAAGAGAGUCUCUGAGCAGGUCAGGGCCUCGGGGAGCAGUGUGUGGCUUCAGGACGGCAUGGUGCUGGACUGUCUGUGCCCCUGGACCGGGAAGCUGAGCAUGGUCUCCUGGAUUAAGCAGCCUGACAAAGAGCUUCUGGCGAUCUACCACCCAGAAUACGGCGCUCACUUCGCCAAGAUGUACGACGGCAGGGUGGAGUUCCUCAAAGCCUCUCCCAUGGACGGAAGCAUCUCCAUAAGGAAUGUGACCGACAAGGACGUGGGUCUGUAUAGCUGCUCUCUGCAGGCAUUUCCAGAGGGAUCAUGGACCAAAGACACAUUGGUAGAAAAGCAAGUAAUCUCUGCCACCACGUCCAUCCAUCCCGACAGUGAGCUCACUGUCUCGGAGAAUGACAACUUGACCCUCAGAUGUCUGCAUGUGCGUAACGACCCUGUAAAUGGGGUCACCAUGGAGAGGCUCAAGGUUCGAGAGGGUGGUGAUGUUCGUGGACAGGUUCUAGCUGUGUGCAGCGUUCACCAGGGUAGUGUAGAGCUCCGGGAGUUUGUGAGCAGGGGCAGUGUGACCUGCAGUGACACAGCCAACGUCAGUCUGCACCUACACCCUGUUUCUCAGGAGGACGGAGGGAUGUACCGCUGUCACAUCAGCACCAACAACGACAGUUACGCCAGCACCAUCCUGCUCACCGUCUUUCCCAGCCGAGGGUCCAGCGAUCUUUACCGCCAGACGUAUUUAUUCAUCGGAGGAGCUGCAGUGGUUGUGGUUGUGGUUCUGAUGAGUGUGGCUCUUUUCCUCAGGCAGUUGAACAGGAGGAGGAGGGAGGCGUACAGGAUACAGCUAGAUCCUGCUAAAAGACGGCAGAAACUUUACAAAGGUGAGCAAGCUGUGUAUGACAAGAUGGCACAAAGUGGCAGGAAGCAGAGAAAUCAGAGCCCAAUUUACGCCAACUUCUACGCAGCGAGGGGGCACGGCAGACGGAAACGGUGAUCCUUGCUGCGCUUCCGGAACUGGAGAAACAAACUCUGAAGGCCCAGCAGUCGCUCUGCUCAGAGGUCACAAUGGGAGACAUCUGUGGAUUACAGCAUCACUGCUGGAAGAAGUUCUGUAGACUUGUUUGUGUUCAUCUGAACAAAACUGUUGUUGACUUUAACUUAUGACUGUGUGGACUGUUUCAUCGUGGGUGUCUUUCACGGUACAAGCUUAACAAAAACUCUUUUUGAUGAAUUCUUAGGAAAUAAAAGUCUUUUGUUACCACAA
This is a messenger RNA of Electrophorus electricus (electric eel), 7935 nucleotides long. The record is from RefSeq and is a predicted model, not a curated record. Lineage: Eukaryota; Metazoa; Chordata; Actinopteri; Gymnotiformes; Gymnotidae.